This is a messenger RNA of Rotaria sordida, 501 nucleotides long. NCBI's taxonomy places the organism in Eukaryota, Metazoa, Rotifera, Eurotatoria, Philodinida, Philodinidae. The record is from the annotation of a GenBank genome assembly.
AUGGCAACAGCAGCCACUACUCGUUUUAUAUCAGUUUCAUCGUCAACACCAAAAAGUCGAAAUAAUGAAAGAUUCCCACAAUUAAACUUAAUUGAUAAUAAUUCUCAUGAAACAAAUGUUAAUAAUAGAUCCAUGAUUAAUGUACCUAUGGGUGGUGUACCAGUGAAAUUUGCUGAUAAUCUAUUCAGUAUUCUUAUCAAAGAUCAACUUAGUCAAUUACUUGAUUUACCACAAAUAAAAAAACUUAAUUAUACUGAAGAAAAUGCUAUUCGGAAAUUAACAUAUGAUAUAACUGAAAUAUUAAAACGUAUUGUUGCACAACAUGUAAAAGAUAAUUAUAAAGUUAUUAUACAAGUUAUGUCAUAUCCUAAACAAGAUGAAAACAAUACAUUAAUAAUGAGUCGAUGUCUUUGGAAUUAUCGAACAGAUGAUGUACUCUCAGUUGAAAUUGAAACAGAUACAUUUAAAUUUCUUAUUCUUAUUCAUGGUGUUGCUGCAUAA